Messenger RNA from Suillus clintonianus, 635 nucleotides. RefSeq lists its product as uncharacterized. NCBI's taxonomy places the organism in Eukaryota, Fungi, Basidiomycota, Agaricomycetes, Boletales, Suillaceae. The transcript is spliced from 3 exons. The coding region runs from base 46 to 585 and encodes 179 amino acids. The record is from RefSeq and is a predicted model, not a curated record.
CUUCUUGGUGCGUCGGGUAUCCGUCUCUAAAGCACAACUGGACCGAUGCUAAUCCGCAGCGCAGCAUAUCCUUCUGUUAACAUCAUCAUCACCCGUCAGCUCCUCACGAUGACACCCACCGUCGUAAACAUGCCUCUCGACAUCAUUCACGUGCCAGAUGCCACUUUACAGGUGGAGAACAGCGGUCAACCAGCUGUCGUGUAUGAGUGCAAAUUACAGGGGACCCCCUGCGGAAUGUUUGUACAGGGAACGACCAACGCAGUGUCCGCCCACUUGCGUGGACAUGGCAUCACUGGUCCGGACAGCGCCAGCAUAAGUUGCACAUGGAAUGGCUGCUCCAUGAUUAUCACGAGGGGAUGUAUGGCUAGACAUAUCCUUACUCACCUUGGUGUCAAGGUCCGCUGCACUGUGUGUGGAGUUGUGAAGUGUCGUCGCGACAUCCUUCGCGCACAUAUGAAAUCCUCAGAGCCAUGUCAUUUCGCGUCUGUCGAAGUCGUCCAUGGACCGGAAGGGCAUGCCCUUUUCCCUACAGGUUGGACUGCUACCCAUGAGGUCGAAGGGACGGAGAUAAUGCCGAUGCUGUGAUAACCGUGGCGUCAACGCUAUGUGCCCGGGGGUGAUUGAAUUGUGGCUUA